AUGUCACGUACACCAAACAUCAACUCUAGUGGCUGGCUACAGCUAUGGGGACCCAACAACCAAUCGAAUACAGCCGAUUACAACACCAAUAAUGAGAGAGAGGAUGUACCUUCUUCUAACUCUGCAACAAAGUUAACGAAUGAUGAUCUAAAGAAGCGAGACCUGGAAUCAAAGAAGGAUCGGGAUUCAGCGAAGGCAAUAAAGCCUAAGGCCUCUUCAUCAUCUUUAGUAAAUAAUGCCAAUAACUGGCUUAAUUGGUCUUCAAAGAGCAAAGUGGACAAUGUUGAACACCAUUUAGAUAAUGAUGAUAAUAAUGAACAACAUCUGGAAGAAAAUAAUGAUGCUGAGCACCAAGACAAUGAAAUAGAUGAUAGAGAAAAUGAUGACUAUCUUCCAGAUGAUAAUGGUGAUGAAAUUGACGAGCAAAUUUCAAACGAUAAUAGAAAGAAACCUUCUUCUUCUUGGACUUUCUGGAACAAUGGAAGUCAUAGUGCUGGUGACAACGACACAAAUAACAAUAAUAAGGAUAAAAAGGAAAAAGAUAAGAAAAUAAGCAACACCAACAGAAUUCUUCAAUCAACCCCUUCGCUCCCAAACAAAGAGGAUAUAUCUGAUAGCAAUGAACAAAAGGCUACUAAAAUAGAUAAAGCAAACGAUAAGACAAAUGAUAAGGAAGAGGGUACACCACCAUUAUCUGAACAGAGUGGAGAAGAUGAUGCUGUUUUGUAUAAGCCUCAUGAUAAUGCUAAACAGUUUAGUAAGAUUAACACCCACAAGAAUGAAAACCUUAAGGAAAAUGUCAUUGUUCCAGAUUGGCGCCUGUGUUUACCUCCCCAAAAUUCUUCUUCUAAUUCGUUAGCCACUACUUUAUUUGGCAAUUCAUCUACUAUGAAUCAAGGAACUACCCCUAGUUCCAAAGCCGAUGUGACGAACUGGAGGCAAUUUAUUUACCAAUUAUCAACUAAAUUGGGUUUCAAUACUCAGUCCCUAACAAAUGUGGUUGAAAACGAAAGCGAUAAGGGUAGUGAUAAUUCAACUACAAAUAGUAAUGAACGAAUGGAAAAGGAAUUUGACUUAAUUUACGAAAAGGCAUACAGGUUAUAUGGUAGAUCGUUGGCUAAAUUACCGCCUGCCAAGAGAGCUUGUUUACCUAAUUACGAUAAAUUUUACACAAGGCUAUCAAAUGAAGAGUCCACUGAACGUACUACUCUGGGAGAUAAUCAACCAGAUGAUGGUUCGAAUGAUCCAAAUUCAAUUUCCAUUACUAAUGAUCCAAUGGGUAAUUUAUUGAUCAAUCACAAACCCCGUCCUGCAAAGAAUUCUAAAUUGAACAUUAGUUCAUCAGAUAUAGUAACACAUAAAUCCGGUCCUUUGCAUAAAAUUAAGAAGAUUUUGAUUAUUGGUGUUCAUGGAUUUUUCCCGACUAAGAUGAUUAGACCUCUUAUUGGUGCUCCAAAAGGUACUUCUUUAAAGUUUGCAAAUGAGGCUGAAAAGGCGCUUAUUCGAUAUUGUAUUGAAAAUGGCCUAAUUACAGAAGAUGAAUCUUGCAAUGUUAGUAUCCAGAAAAUUGCUCUCGAAAAGGAAGGUAAAAUAUUUGAUAGGGUGGAAUUCUUCACAGAAAUUUUAACUUCAUGGCAAAAAGAAUUAAACGAAGCUGAUUUUAUAUUUGUUGCAUCACAUUCUCAAGGGUGCGUCGUAUCGAUUAUUCUUUUGGCGAAGCUUAUUAAAAUGGGUAUUUUAAAGGAUCCAAUUAAGAAAAGGAUUGGCAUUUUAGGUAUGGCAGGUAUCAAUAAUGGUCCAUUUUACGGCGUUGAUAAGUCGUUCUUUAUGAAAGCUUAUUCGGCGAUUGAACAUGAAUCAAUGACAGAAUUAUUUGAGUUAACUAAAUUUACCAGCAAACAAUCUUUGGUUUAUAAGGAAUCCACUCAAAUAAUCAUAAACGCAAAUGUUAAGAUUUGCUUUAUUGGAUCCAUAAAUGACCAGUUGGUGCCUUUAUAUUCUGCAUUAGCAUCUCAUAUAUUUCAUCCCAAUAUUUAUAGAGCUUGUUACAUCGAUCAUUCAUCGCAAACACCGCUCUUUGUUCAAAAAUUGGUCUCUUUAUGUUGUCAAUUACAGAACUUGGGUUAUUUUGACAACAAUGUUCUAAAAGAGCUAAGUACUGUAUUGGCAGGUCCGUUGACCGGAGGUGGCCAUUCUAAGAUAUAUAAUGACGGUAAAGUUUACGAUCUAGGCAUAAAAUUUGUUUUGGAUACUGACGAUGUUGUCAUUCCUCCAACCCUGUCGUCUACAUUAUUAACAAAGGAUUUUCCAUACCCUUUUGAAUUGAAUAAGAUAAGUUCGAAAACCAGUUUAGUGACAAGCGGUGUUGGGACUUACGGCCCAAUCGAUCAUGUUGAUGAGGUAGAAGAGGUUGUGAAAGUACCAAUUACCAAUCACGUGUAUAUUAAGGAAUAUAAUGUUGGCAAGAUAGGUACUAAUCCUUUCAUAUUGCCUUGGUGCUUGCGAGGCUUGAUUUUUAAUAUUGAAAAGAAUUGGCCGAAUAACAAUAAGUUAUUAACGGUAGAUAAUGGUGAUGAUAUGGGUAAAAAUGGUUACGACGAAAUUAGCGAAUUGUAUGAACUGUUUGAAAAUUGGAAACCCGAUAGUAAACUAUUAAAGGACUUGAAAUUUAGACUUAACGGUAUUAGAGCUAGCAAGCUCUAA
Molecule: messenger RNA, 2703 nt
Organism: Debaryomyces hansenii CBS767
Lineage: Eukaryota; Fungi; Ascomycota; Pichiomycetes; Serinales; Debaryomycetaceae
Exons: 1
Coding region: 1-2703 (900 amino acids)
Source: RefSeq, a predicted model, not a curated record